UUCGAAUCUCAAAGUGUUAAGUGCUUUCAUUUUAUCAGUGGGUGAAACUGACGCUAUGCUGACAACAAUGCCUAAGCAAUUGAAGAAAGUCAGGCAAUAUGUAGUUGCCACCUUAGUUUCAUUCGGGGCCCUUUGCGCAGGGUCCGUGUUGGCCUGGACCGCCCCUGCCCUGCCCCAAAUUUUAAUCCCGGAAUUUGUGAACGCAUCAACCCACGAGAAUAUAACUGGAGCCCCCGGAUUCAGAAUAUCGGAGCAAGAAGGCGCUCUGGUGGGCUCCAUGCUGACGAUAGGGGCCUUGGUAUCGGCCCUGCCUGUGGGCAUUCUAGCCGACAAAAUGGGCCGCAGAUUCGCCAUCUUAUCCCUGAGUUUUACGUUUCUACUGCACUGGAUUCUGAUUGUGUUCAGCUGCAACGUGGAGAUGGUGGUAGUGGGGAGAUUUUUCGCCGGCAUGGGGCUUGGGGGGGUUUGUGUAGUGGUACCAAUGUAUGUCGGCGAAAUUGCGGAAGCCUCAUCCAGGGGAAUUCUAGGCGCUUUCUUCAACCUAUUCCUUUGUGGUGGUAUGCUUUCAGCCUGUACCAUUGGAGCUGUCAGUAACUGGGUUGGUCUAUCCAUAGCGCUAUCAUUGUUCCCUGUAAUUUUUGGGGUUUCCUACUUUUUUAUACCGGAAACGCCGUCAUUUUUGUGUGAGAAAAACCGCCUUGAAGAAGCUGAGGAUGUUCUUAAAGACUUGAGAGGUGAAAAUGUGGAUGUGCAAGACGAAUUAAACCAAAUACAGAAAGGAAUUGAAGAAUCCAGAGAGAACUCUUCAUCGUUCGCUGACAUAAUUUCGAAUACUGGAAACAUUAAAGCUAUUGUGGCAGUGUGUGGUAUUUUGGCGUAUCAACAAUUGUGUGGUAUUAAUGCUGUGGUGUUUUAUUUGGGGACCAUAUUUAAAGCCGCCGGUAGCACAUUGUCCCCUUCAAUAGCUGGAAUCAUAAUAACAUCGGUACAAUUAGUUGUGUCGUAUUUAUUCACCUUCAUCAUAGAAAGAGCAAAUAGAAGGUUCUAUCUAAUGUCAUCAUCCGCUGGUAUGCUGUUGUCCCUUGCCACCUUAGGAAUGUUUUUCCACCUCAAAAACAUAGGAAUAGAUGUCACCCAUAUCGGUUUCCUACCCAUAUGCAGUACUAUCGUAUUUGUAACGAUGUUUUCCAUUGGUUACGGUCCAAUCCCGUGGCUGUUAUUAGGAGAACUAUUUUCACCAGAAAUCAAAGGCUUUGGAAGUGGAAUUGCGGUUGUUAUAAACUGGAUAGCCGCCUUUUUGGUGACUUUUUUCUUCCCUAUAAUCAAUUCUUCUCUAGGCAGUCACGUAGCUUUCUAUAUUUUAACUACAAUUUUGGCGUCAGCUACCUUUUUUGUGUACUUUUUCGUACCUGAAACCAGAGGAAAAACGCUUACGGAGAUACAGGAGGAGCUAAAUAAAUAGAUUUAGGGUAGUAGAGAUUUUUUAAUUAUUUUUUGUAUUUGACUGAUUUACUCGACCUAUAUUAGGUUUAAGAUUUUUAUGUAUAAAAUAAAGUAUAAAAU
Messenger RNA from Brassicogethes aeneus, 1563 nucleotides. Lineage: Eukaryota; Metazoa; Arthropoda; Insecta; Coleoptera; Nitidulidae. The record is from the annotation of a GenBank genome assembly.